This is a messenger RNA of Aedes albopictus (Asian tiger mosquito), 4821 nucleotides long. RefSeq names its product dipeptidyl peptidase 9. The coding region runs from base 783 to 3623 and encodes 946 amino acids. The record is from RefSeq and is a predicted model, not a curated record. Gene Ontology annotation, molecular function: dipeptidyl-peptidase activity; serine-type peptidase activity. The transcript has 7 exons. Gene Ontology annotation, biological process: proteolysis. NCBI's taxonomy places the organism in Eukaryota, Metazoa, Arthropoda, Insecta, Diptera, Culicidae.
AUGCAGGCGAAUGCAUCCGAAGUGCAUCGCUCCGAAAAGAAAAAGCCAAAAGAGGCAAAGAAAAUAGUGUUGAUGCAAAAAGACGACGACGACGUUUUCUUUCUUUUGCAAUCACCUACCUACCUACCUACCGUCAUCAGCGAAAAGAGAAAGUAAUCGGUGGCGCAAGAAAAAACACACACACAUCGUCGUUUUUAAUAUUUUCCUGUGUCCUGUGUUUGUCUGCCGUCCAUAAAAAUAAAUUUUCCCGUGCGCCAAAAAAAAAGGUAUACGGAGCGCUCUCGGGUCAUAAAGUGAUAAAAGUCGAAAAUCGUUUCGUGUGGUGGAGCUGCUGCUGCCUGGCUGGGGGGAAGCUGCGUGUGUUUGGAUGACGACGAUGGCCUCAUCUCGUUGGCGGCAGUGAGAGAUUCGUCUGUCAAAAAAAUCGGACAGUCACGGCUGUUGUGUGUGCGGGGCGGUGGAGGAGCAUCAGCCGAUAACAACAGAAGAGGAUUGGUUGGUGCGUAGAUUCUUGGCAGUGUGUGUAUCAGUGGGUGAUAAGGGAAGGUGUGGACAAACCUUCUGCCAGAUACGGGUCCGUGAACCGACGAGGACGACGGGUUGGCAUGCGGUGGGACACUCAGUGAGUGCAGGGGAUUGUUGUUACGUGAAACGCAAUAGAAGAACGAACGGCCUUCGAGCUGGGUGAGUUAAAUCUAGGUCAGAUUCUGCCGAUUUUGUUAGCGCUGUUUGCCAACAACUUGGAGGAAGCUAGCAGAAUUUGGGCAAAGAUCCGGAAGAAGAUGGACGGGAGCAGUGUGGGGAGUGCAGGAGGGGGUGGCGGAACGAAUGGACCUGCAAGUGGUUCCGGUGGAAAUGGUGGGCGUGGGAUUAGGGACAGUGAUGAAAGUGGCGAUGAAAACGGCCUCGGGACCAAUGGCCAGCAGUCGCGGUUGGUAGCAUCGGCGGAGGCGCAGAAACGGAGCAGCGGAAGUGGUCAGAAAAAGUCGUGGCCCGAAUUGAAGGCCUUAGUCAACGACAUGAGACGACAGAUGGCCUCAUUGCCGAGCAUGUUUCCUAUGAACGUAAAUUUUCGGACCCUGUCCGAUGGAAGAACCAGAGUCUACUUCCUCAGUCCGCCGCCGGCGACCGGAUGGGAUACGGCGCUGUUCUACGCGGAUGUUCCCCAAAGCGAACGCGAUACCCGUGCUCCGAUGCGACUCGAGUGGAGUCCGGUGCUAGAGCCGAUAAUUUCCCAUCUGUCGAUGAACAAUUCCCGCGAAGUGCAGCUACUCCUGGAACGAAAACGGUUGUCCAUAUGGGGCAUCACUUCCUACGAGCUCCACAAAUCCAGUGGGAAGAUCGUGUUCCCUGCAUGCAACACCUUGUACCAGUGCUGGGACACGGGUUACGGGGAGGGAACGCUAUUCCCGUCGGAGCUGCGAAUCUUCCAGCGCUCAUCUGCCAUAGACCCGCAAAUCUGUCCCCAGAACUCCGAUCUCGUAGCGUACGUCUGCAACGGGGACAUUUGGGUUGUCCACACCAUUAGUGGUCACAGCGAGCGGCUGACCUACGCCCACGAUGGUCGGCGAUCCUUUGCCGAAGAUCCGCUCACAGCCGGUGUACCGUCGUACGUCAUGCAGGAGGAAUUCAGUCGCUACCAGGGCUUUUGGUGGCAGCCGAACAGCGACGACAAAGUCUACCGGAUAGUCUACGAAGAGGUGGACGAAAGCGACGUCAGUCUGUACACGUUCCCGUCGUCGCAAUCCGUGGGCGGGGACUAUGAGGAGUAUCGGUUCCCCCGGGCCGGCUCGCCGAAUGCCAAAUCCAAGCUCAAGUUGGUGCAGUUUCGGCUGUCGGAAUCGCUGAAAAUCGUCGACGCUUGCAUCAAGGAGCUGCAGUGCCCGCUGACGUAUGCGUUCCCGUGGCUGGAGUACAUCGUGCGGAUCGGAUGGACACCGGAUUCGAACUAUGUCUGGGCGCAAUUGCUGAAUCGCGUCCAACAACGCUUGGACUUGGUGCUCAUCCCGCUGGACAACUUUUGCGAGCUGUACAGCAGUUCGUCACCUUCCCCGACGGGAGCGCAGAACCACGCUCAAUCAACGAACUCCACGAAACCUUGUUCUUCCAACGAUUACUGGAAACUGCCCCUGGACCGUUCGACUCGCCCGAUGCAGGUCAUCUACACGGAAACCUCGAAGAGCUGGGUCAACGUGCACGACGUGGUGCAGUUUCUCGAAAUCACCGACAGCUCGGUCACCUUCCUCUGGGCCUCGGAGGAAACCGGCUUCCGCCAUCUGUACUUGGUAACCUCUAGUCUUGCCACGAAUGGCAGUAGCAUAGGUAGUAGCAGCUCUAGGAACAAUCACCCUGUCGACAAUACCAAUAGCAAUCACCAUCAUCAUCACAUGGACACCAGCUCCGGAGAGGAACGGGUCAAUAACCAUCAGCAUUAUAAUCACGCAAAUCUGGAUGGGUCCGGAAGUACGCUGGCACCUCGCGUUGUGAAUAAGGUGGCGCUGACCUCCGGCGAGUGGGAAGUACUCGGACGAAACGUUUGGUACGACAAGCAGAAUCAGCUGGUUUACUUCAUGGGUGUUCGGGAAACUCCACUGGAGAAACAUCUCUACGCCGUCAGCCUGAAGAAACCCAAUUUCCUGCGAUUACUCACCGUUCCUGGAUACUCGUUCACCGUGGAGUUCAAUGAUAACUGCACGAUGUUCCUGCAGACGUACUGCAACAUCCAAACGUUGCCCUCGUGGGAACUGGUGCAAAUUAAGCAAACAUGCUCCAGCGGAACCGUGUCCGGCCUAGAACUGACCUCGAUGGGGUACCUGUUCGAGGGUGGCCCCUCGGAAAACACCCAGUUCAAUCCCACAAUUUACAGCCCCCGGCUGGCGUCCGGGGAGACGAUCCACGUCAUGGUGUUCAAGCCGCACAACUUCACUCUGGGAGUAAAGUACCCCACCGUGCUGAAUGUGUACGGAGGGCCCGAGGUGCAAACCGUUAGCAAUACCUUCAAGGGUAUGCGUCAGCUACGGAUGCACAUGCUGGCAGCACAGGGUUACUGUGUGAUAUGCAUAGACUCCCGAGGUUCCCGGCAUCGGGGUGUGCAGUUCGAAAGCCACAUCCGAUGCCGGAUGGGCACGGUCGAGCUGAACGACCAGGUCGAAGUGCUGAAGCUGAUCGCCGAACAGCUCGGCUACAUCGACAUGGAUCGGGUGGCGAUCCAUGGCUGGUCCUAUGGAGGCUACCUGAGCUUGAUGGGCCUGGUACAGUAUCCGGAGAUUUUCAAACUGUCGAUUGCUGGAGCGCCGGUCACGAGCUGGGAAUACUACGAUACGGGUUACACCGAACGGUACAUGGAUCUUCCGGAAAACAAUCGAUCCGGUUAUACGGCCGGAUCGGUGCUAAACUACAUCCACAAGUUCCCCGAUGAGGACAACCGUUUGCUCAUCAUCCACGGUUUGAUCGACGAAAAUGUCCACUUCUUCCAUACAUCACAGCUCGUCAAUGGACUGAUCAAGGCGAACAAACCCUACCAACUGCAGGUUUACCCGAACGAGCGCCACUCGUUGCGCAAUCUGGAAGCCAGCAAGCACUACGAAACCAAGCUCCUAUCCUUCUUGCAGAACCAUCUGUGAGUGUCCCUGUCCGCUUCCGCUGGUCCCUCCCCCGCCACCACCACCCCCUGUUUCCCCUUUCUUCUAGUCCGUGAUAUUGUGCUUUUCCUGUGUAAGUGUUUUCGUCCUCGAAACAGAGCAAAAACGAAACGAACGAAACAUGCCCUCGUUGUAACGUGAGCGUUUUUGCUUGUAUAAAUUGUUAACAAAUCAAAACUCGACCGCACCGUGUACUCUCGUAUAAGCAAUCUAUAUUGUAUCGUGAAUCUAUUUACUCUAGUGCUAGCGCUCGUUUGUUUAACUGUUAUUAUGCUUUCGACUGAAGAAUCACAUGCGACAGACCGAUGUACAAGGUAACCGCAAUCGACUGAAGUGAUCAAUCACCUUCAUCCAUCGUCGUCAUUCGGGUGACCCAAAAUGGCCCCGUAAGCUUCAUCGAGACAGAUUCACAUAGAUUUUAGAAUCCAUUCUACCAUCGCUACCAUCUUUGCCAUUUCUAGUAACAUUUUAAGUUUUAUCACGAUCAUAACGAUCUUUAUAAGGCUUUGAAACUACUUCAAAACCAUCACAAAACCAGGAAUGUGUUCCCGGGAAUGUAACAUCUUAACUUAUGGUAGCAGAGUCAGUCAUCCAGCAGUCAGUGCAGCAUGUAAUUCACGUUUUAGCAAUUGUGUAGAGAGAGGCAACUGAGAGAAAACGUAGAGAUUGAGAGAAGGAAAUUAUACAUAUUCUCCGCAAAAUAUGUAAAUCGAUCGUCUAUUUUACUCCAAGCAAAAGCAAUUAGGCAAUAUACAUUAGUAACGUGUUCUUUAUAUGUGUAGGAUUCAGUUUGUUUUCCUAUAGCUUGUGGGUGUAGACCAACAGUUGAAGAAUAUGAUAGAUUUUUUUUUUUGAAGCAUUGGUUUUCUAGCGACACGGAUUGUUUAUUUUUUAGCAGAUGAUGAUUUUAUCAGAUUUUAGUGGAAAGGUACAUAUUUGAAACGUUGUGGCGCCGCGCUGUUAGAGAUCGUUCUUUCGUUGAUUUUCCGGGACGUAUAUUUUUCAAUAAAGAGGAAAUGUGGCGAACGACAGUAAGGCUACAGUAGAACGUUGUUCAAGUUGUAUUGUAGAGUGUUGCGCAAUGCAGAUUAAGUAACACUGAAAUUAAAACUCAUCAUCGUAAAUGCAGCAGAUCGAAGUAAUAUAUUUAUUGUGCACAAAAGAUAUCAAAUGCAAAACA